CAACUCUUUUCGGGAAUCAUAAAAUCGUAAUCAAAGAGUCUAACAAUGCGUUUUACUUCCAAAGGCACUUCUAUUGUUAGGUUAUGGUUUUCUUUCAAAAAAAGAUUUAGAUGGAACGUUCGUAGUAUAGCUAUAGUGUUCUCCGUUUUCAACUAUGGCACGUUUUCACGAUCGAGGUUGCGUUGUACAAAUUUUUAAUCAGAAGACCCAUGUACUCAGUUCGGUGCUACACAGCCAACGAAAACUGCGGAAAGGAAUUCAAUGACAGACGUUUCUGUCAGAUUUCACCGAUCGAUUUAACCUAUCUGUCAGACCCUGGACAGGACCCCGGUCGAACAUAUAAACUGUUAUCAAUAUCCACAAAAAGCAACAUGGCGUCUGUCGAACAGGUUCAUUAAAGGAUUUCAAAACUUCCUUCCGUCACUACUUGAAAGGAAUUUACAACUGGGCGCUGAUGCCUCCCUCAUCUAAAGCAGUAAUGAGAUAGUAAUGGCGGGGUCAUUUAUUCACGAGUUUCUCUCUCGAACAACAGAAACGUGUCAGCGUCUACUUUUACAAACUGGGCUGGCGAUGGACAUUGGGUUGUUGAUUUCCUUCAUUUCUCUUACUUGAUCCGUGUACACUUCUUUCAGUUUAAUCCGACUGCGAUGUUGAAACACCUGAGCAGAAUCGCCGUGGGUACGUUUGGAUGGUAUUUCUGGGUGAACCUGUUUGUUUUCAUCGAGGAGCUAACCGGCCAAUGCGAAGGAGAAGAAACGUUGUCUUCAAAGAUGACUUGUAGCCUGCAGGGAUUUCACUUAGAUGGCUUAAAUACAUCUGGAAACGUUUUUCCUCUGACUAACAGUACUCCACUCAUCUAUUCAUCAGUCAAGAAAUCCAGGUUAAAAGAUGGUGGUCAGCUGAGCAGAGAAACGCAAGAAGAACAGCUUGUUUUGGCAGGCAAUGCAAGCUUUUGUCAGUCCACUGGUAGAGUUGCUUUUUAUUGUAAGAGCUUGCUGCUGGUUUGGGAGUUCGUGCUGGUGUGUACCAUUGUGCAUUUUCACACUAUUCAUGAGACUAUACUUGGAGUUUUAGCAGCCUUGUUUACCUGGUAUAUGUUACUUACAGAGUGUGGUACGAGAAUGAACUUUCGCCUGGUUCACAAUGAACCCCUUUUGAAUAAAUGCCUACUAGUAAUAGUACUUAAAAAUGUUUCAAGACUGACUGAUUAA
Messenger RNA from Orbicella faveolata, 1211 nucleotides. RefSeq names its product acyl-coenzyme A diphosphatase FITM2-like. Gene Ontology annotation, molecular function: coenzyme A diphosphatase activity. The record is from RefSeq and is a predicted model, not a curated record. Gene Ontology annotation, cellular component: endoplasmic reticulum membrane. Lineage: Eukaryota; Metazoa; Cnidaria; Anthozoa; Scleractinia; Merulinidae. Gene Ontology annotation, biological process: phospholipid biosynthetic process; lipid storage; lipid droplet organization.